This is a messenger RNA of Chenopodium quinoa (quinoa), 657 nucleotides long. RefSeq lists its product as uncharacterized. The record is from RefSeq and is a predicted model, not a curated record. Gene Ontology annotation, molecular function: RNA-DNA hybrid ribonuclease activity; nucleic acid binding. NCBI's taxonomy places the organism in Eukaryota, Viridiplantae, Streptophyta, Magnoliopsida, Caryophyllales, Amaranthaceae. The transcript has 3 exons. Bases 1 to 657 code for a protein of 218 amino acids.
AUGAGAGCCCCACCAAAACUUCGUCACUUUAUGUGGAGGGCAUGUAAGGGGUUCCUUGCUGUGCGUGAGAAGUUAGCCUACCGCCAUAUUCUUGAAAACAAAACCUGUGCAAUUUGUGGGAGAGGGGAUGAGUCCAUAAUCCAUACGAUCUUUGAGUGCUCUGCUGCAAGUGAAAUAUGGGCUGCAAGCAACUUCAAAGAUGUCCUCACGCAAGCACCUGAUGAUAGUUUCACCACGAGAAUGCUAUGGCUAAGUGACAAUGUCUCAAAAGAGGACCUGACGAGUAUGUCAAAAAUGGUUUGUGAAUACAAUAGCUAUGCUGGAAAAGUCCACCCACAUCUGGGUGUGGUGGCUAAAGAUGACAGUGGUAGUGUUCUUGCGGCUGCUGUUAAGAAAGGAGGAGUUGUUGUGGAUGUGGCAGAGGCUGCUGCUGUGGUGUUUGGGCUAAAGGUGGCUAGAAGACUUGGCUACGAGAAGGUGCAAGUGGAGAGUGAUGCGUUGAAUGUUGUAACGGGAAUCAAACAGAAGAUUGCAGGCUGCUCGCCUUUCUUCCUUAUGAUUGAUGAUGUUUUAGCCCUUUCCUUGUUAUUCGAUAGUUUUGCUAUUUCUCAUGUUAAAAGGACGGGGAACACUUUAGCCCACUUAGUGGCGAGAUAG